AUGCCUUCAGUCCUUGCUGUCGAGCCUCAGGGUCCGGCAUGGGCACAACACAUAGUCCAAUUCUUGCAAACUGGAGAACUUCCUGACAACCCAGAGCAAUCUGAGAAAGUGGCCCAGCAAUCAAGUAUGUACCAGUUUGUGGACAACAUUCUGUACAGAAAGAGGCCAAAAGGCGUGAAGUUGAAGUGUAUCAGUCAAGAAGAUGGACUAGUGAUGUUGGCAGAGAUACAUGGAGGUGUGUGUGGCUCGCAUCUGGGAUCAAGAGCACUUGUCAGGAAAGCUUUUCGGCAAGGAUUCUACUGGCCCACCGCCCUCCGGGACGCAACUAAGCUCUUCACCAAGUGUGAAGCAUGCCGGUUCAACUCCAAGAAUAUCCAUCAACCAGCGCAAGCCUUGCAGACCAUCCCUUUAUUCUGGCCCUUCGCGGUCUGGGGGCUCGACAUCUUGGGCCCCUUUCCCCAUGCUACUGGGAGCUUUGAAUUCUUGUACGUGGCUAUCGACAAGUUUACAAAGUGA
Molecule: messenger RNA, 516 nt
Organism: Aegilops tauschii subsp. strangulata
Lineage: Eukaryota; Viridiplantae; Streptophyta; Magnoliopsida; Poales; Poaceae
Source: RefSeq, a predicted model, not a curated record